Molecule: messenger RNA, 533 nt
Organism: Zingiber officinale
Lineage: Eukaryota; Viridiplantae; Streptophyta; Magnoliopsida; Zingiberales; Zingiberaceae
Product: indole-3-acetic acid-induced protein ARG7-like
Exons: 1
Coding region: 129-533 (134 amino acids)
Biological process (GO): response to auxin
Source: RefSeq, a predicted model, not a curated record
AGCGAUCCUCUUGUGGUUGUGGAUCAUGAGUAGCUCAGAGAUUCCAGGAGCAAAGGGCGUCUGUUACCGAGUCUACGACAGAGGUUGACGGCGUGCAGCAGUGGAGAUUCACCUCUCUGUUCUGAUCGAUGCGUCUGAUGAUGGGGAAGGUGGAGAGCAAGGCGAAGGGGUUGGUGCGGAAGACGCUGGAGCGGUGGCGGAGCAAGAGCCGGAGGCGGGGGGCGGCGGUGCCGCCUGAGGGGUGGUUGGCGGUGCGCGUUGGCGCGGCGAAGGAGCGGUUUGCGGUGCGCGCCGAGUGGCUGAACCACCCGCUGUUCAGAGGGCUGCUGGCUGAGGCGGAGACGGAGUUCGGCUACGCCGCCACCGCGGGGCCGCUGGAGCUCCCCUGCGGCGUCGAGCUGUUUCGCGAGGUACUGCGGGAGUUGGAGCGGGAGGAGGCGGAGGAGCGACUGUGGUCUCCCCGGUGCAGCUUCGCCGUCGGCCACGCGGCUAGAGAAUUCUUCCUCCUGAGCCCGGCCCGGCCCGACCCGUGA